Lycium barbarum (goji berry) is the source of this 399-nucleotide messenger RNA. RefSeq lists its product as uncharacterized. NCBI's taxonomy places the organism in Eukaryota, Viridiplantae, Streptophyta, Magnoliopsida, Solanales, Solanaceae. The record is from RefSeq and is a predicted model, not a curated record. The transcript has a single exon. The coding region runs from base 1 to 399 and encodes 132 amino acids.
AUGAAGAAGACAAAGUUCUCAAUCACUCGAGAAACGAGAACUAGGAACUAUGUACCAGAUAGAUUUAUCUCCUUCAAUGACGAAGAUGCGGAGGGCAUCAUUCAACCCCACAAUGAUGCUUUGGUAAUUUCUGUCCUUAUAAAUAAAACUCAUGUGAAACAUAUUUUGAUUGAUCCAGGUAGCUCAGCCAACAUUAGCCGAUGGAAAGUAGUGGAGCAGUCGGGACUGUUGGAUCAGAUUGUACCAGUGGCCCAUGUCCUAAACGGAUUUAAUAUGGCGUACGAAACUACAAAAGGCGAGAUUACACUACCAGUGAAUGCAGCUGGUAUAAUCCAGCCCACAAAGUUCUAUGUCAUGGACGGAGAAAUGAAAUACAAUGCUUGGAUCGGAAGACCAUGA